Fusarium coffeatum is the source of this 252-nucleotide messenger RNA. RefSeq lists its product as uncharacterized. The transcript has 2 exons. Bases 1 to 252 code for a protein of 83 amino acids. The record is from RefSeq and is a predicted model, not a curated record. Lineage: Eukaryota; Fungi; Ascomycota; Sordariomycetes; Hypocreales; Nectriaceae.
AUGGCGAACAAUUCCGUGAACAAGAGCAAACCCGUCAAGUCAGAUUUGGCCCCAAGCGGCUCCGAGGCAAAGUCCUCUGACGAGCAAAAUUCUGCUGAGAAGAAGAAUGGGAUUGAGACGUCCACCAAGCAAGGCCAAACCUAUACCGCGCCCCCAUUCUCACUGGAGACUCUCCGUUGGCCAGAUCAUCCUAUCGAGUUACCCGUCUCUAUGGAGAUAGUCCGCGACCCGUGGGCAUUGGAGCGUCGUUAG